AUGCCCUUUACAUCAUCAUCAUCAUCAUCAUCAUCAUCAUCAUCAUCAUCAUCAUCAUCAUCAUCAUCAUCAUCAUCAUCAUCAUCAUCAUCAUCAUCAUCAUCAUCAUCAUCAUCAUCAUCAUCAUCAUCAUCAUCAUCAUCAUCAUCAUCAUCAUCAUCAUCAUCAUCAUCAUCAUCAUCAUCAUCAUCAUCAUCAUCAUCAUCAUCAUCAUCAUCAUCAUCAUCAUCAUCAUCAUCAUCAUCAUCAUCAUCAUCAUCAUCAUCAUCAUCAUCAUCAUCAUCAUCAUCAUCAUCAUCAUCAUCAUCAUCAUCAUCAUCAUCAUCAUCAUCAUCAUCAUCAUCAUCAUCAUCAUCAUCAUCAUCAUCAUCAUCAUCAUCAUCAUCAUCAUCAUCAUCAUCAUCAUCAUCAUCAUCAUCAUCAUCAUCAUCAUCAUCAUCAUCAUCAUCAUCAUCAUCAUCAUCAUCAUCAUCAUCAUCAUCAUCAUCAUCAUCAUCAUCAUCAUCAUCAUCAUCAUCAUCAUCAUCAUCAUCAUCAUCAUCAUCAUCAUCAUCAUCAUCAUCAUCAUCAUCAUCAUCAUCAUCAUCAUCAUCAUCAUCAUCAUCAUCAUCAUCAUCAUCAUCAUCAUCAUCAUCAUCAUCAUCAUCAUCAUCAUCAUCAUCAUCAUCAUCAUCAUCAUCAUCAUCAUCAUCAUCAUCAUCAUCAUCAUCAUCAUCAUCAUCAUCAUCAUCAUCAUCAUCAUCAUCAUCAUCAUCAUCAUCAUCAUCAUCAUCAUCAUCAUCAUCAUCAUCAUCAUCAUCAUCAUCAUCAUCAUCAUCAUCAUCAUCAUCAUCAUCAUCAUCAUCAUCAUCAUCAUCAUCAUCAUCAUCAUCAUCAUCAUCAUCAUCAUCAUCAUCAUCAUCAUCAUCAUCAUCAUCAUCAUCAUCAUCAUCAUCAUCAUCAUCAUCAUCAUCAUCAUCAUCAUCAUCAUAUGUGUUUACAUGUUUAUGUGUAAUGAUAAUGGAAGUAUUCAUUAUUUUAACCAUUCACUUCCUUUCAAUUUCUAUAUAUAUAUAUUAG
This is a messenger RNA of Schistosoma rodhaini, 1059 nucleotides long. The record is from the annotation of a GenBank genome assembly. Lineage: Eukaryota; Metazoa; Platyhelminthes; Trematoda; Strigeidida; Schistosomatidae.